Messenger RNA from Drosophila sulfurigaster albostrigata, 2242 nucleotides. RefSeq lists its product as uncharacterized. The record is from RefSeq and is a predicted model, not a curated record. The transcript is spliced from 3 exons. The coding region runs from base 373 to 2106 and encodes 577 amino acids. Lineage: Eukaryota; Metazoa; Arthropoda; Insecta; Diptera; Drosophilidae.
GUGCAGUGGCUACACAAAGGUUGAAGAAGCGUUGCCGUGUAUCGCGCUUGCUUAAAAAGCAAGCAAACGAAAAAAAAUUCAAUUGCGACGUUCGCAGAGCGUCAAAAAAAAGCGUUAUUAUCAACAAAAGCAACAACAAUAAAUUGUCUAAAGAUUCAAGGUCUUGUGCUUAUCGCUACUAAAGUAAAUCUGCAAGAAAUUCAUAACAAUCGUAAUAUUUAAUAAUGCACACACACUGACAACUUUUUUGGGCUGCAUUUGUUUUUAAACCGAGACAAAGAGGUCAGCAGCAGCAGCAGCAACAGCGCAAAGGCAGCCUAGACGAAGACAAGAAAACAACAACAGCAACACACACACACUAACGAAGCGAUCAUGGACGAGACGACGACGACGAACAACAACAGCAAGCAAAACAAAAACAAAGACAGCAACAGCAACAGCGCUACUUCUUCGAGUGAUUUUAUGAAGGACUUGAUGGCAUCGAACUCAUCAUCAUCGUGGACUAUUUUGCCAGCCGAUCGCAUUGAGGUUCUCGAAAGCACCAGCACAAGUGCUGUCGCCGCAGGGGUGGAAACAGGGGCGGAGAAGGGGGAGCCUGAGGAGUCCAGCAGCGAGCCAGCAAACGAACGCUGCCCACCUGUAGCAGAGAGCGAUGCCCAGGCAGAGGACUUCUCCGAUGGCAUCUCGAUCAUCAGCGACUGCGAGAGCACAGGACGUCUCACCCCGAGUCCCACACUCCGGGCGCUGCUCAACGAUCUGAACAGCAACUUCGAGCUGGGCAACGAUCAUCUGCUGCCUCCAUCGACACCAUCAUCGCAUCAACAGUUGCGCAUGCGACGCCAACAGGAUGGACACUCGGAUGCCAUCGAUGGCGUCCAUCUGCAAAAGAAUCCAGCCACAGUGGCUGAGCUCAACACACAGCAACAACAGCCAUCGACUACUUUGAUGGGUUAUCGCUUGCCAGCCUUGGUGCAAAAUGGUUUAACUGCCGUCUUCUAUGUGUGCUGCACUUUGGCAGUUCUCUCAUUCGUCGGACGUCUGCGUAAUCCAGAGUGGCAAAUGCUUGGGGAUGACAAGCAAUUGACACAGUUGGAGCAACGUUUGGUCGAGCUAGAAUUGCAGAAUAAUCUAAUGCGUGCAGAGAUUGAUAUCAUGUCGAAGCAGCUGAAUUAUCUCAGCGGUCAGACGCAGCAGUCAUCGUCAUCAUCAACCGGAUCAUCAUAUCAAGGACGCAAACUAAAGACAUUUAAAGCGUGGCCCGGCAAUGGGAAUUCAGCCGAUCCCGUGGACAUCACCAAACAAGAUUUAAAGCGUCCCUACAAGUGUCCCGAUGGCAAAUUCGUUGAGAUCGCUGGCAUGUGUGUGGAGAGCAAACCGCAUACCGAAUCUCUCACCGAUGAGAUUGGUAAUGUGGUCAACGAUGUGCUGCAGCAAUCGCAAGCUUUUCAGCACUUUGAAAAGCUCACCGAAAAGCUAGGCACACUCGCUGGCGCUGGCGACAACAACGACGAACAGACGCAGCCCAGCGAGUCGGCAACUCCGCAAGCUUUCCACGCACAUGGCGAGCAGCCGAAUGUUUAUAAUCCGAAUCGCGGCAAGCAGCAGCGUUAUCAGGGCAAACAGCCGCAAGGCGAGAAGUGCAAGGAGCAUCACUCGAACGAACAGCAGCAACGCUACGAGUCCAAGCAUCGAGCUACUCGCUCGAAAAGCAACGAGCACGACUCGGACGAGAAUUCCAAAGAGCGCAAUCACAAUUCGAAGGAACACAAUCGCUACAAAAGCAACGAAGACGAAGAUUCAAAUGAGCACUCAAAGGAACACAACACUCGCUACAAAAGCAACGAGAAGGAUUCAAAUGAACGCACUCGCUACAGGAGCAACGAGCACGAUUCAAAAGAGCGUCAUCAUAAAAAAUAUGCAGACAAGUCCAAAGAGCGUUACGCCAAAAAGCAGCAGCAGCACGAUGAUAGCGGCGAGUGGCAUGAACGAAUGAUGCAACAACGAGAGCACGCUCGUCAGCGUCAAGAGCAGAAGCGCAACAACAACUGGUAUAUUGAGCGAGGCGGCAGCCGCGAGCAACGUCGUUCCGACGAGAAUCGUCGUUAAGCAACGAGUAGCGAGAAAACAGUAACGAGUAGCAAAAGCUAGGAGUAGACAGGGUUGCAGUUUUUGACUAGAAACUAUAGACGCAUAAAAACCUACAAACAAAAAAAUAGAAAGAAAACCCAACAAAAAAACAAAA